AUAUGUAAAAUAUUUCAAAUAAACCCAGUGUUUGUCGUGUACUUGUACCUUUUAGGCCACCGUAGUUGUAUCUGAGGAUUCGUGUUAUGGCCGCCAUGGAGCGAGUUUACCAGGACACUUUUUAAUAAACUGCUCACUCUCGGAACAGAUCAUGUGAAAUGGCAGCCGUCUUCCUGGUGACCCUGUAUGAGUACUCCCCACUGUUUUACAUAAGUGUGGUUUCUCUGUGUUUCCUUGUUACAGCUGCCAUGGUGCUCGGCUGGUUUGGCUUUGAUGUCCCAGUGAUUCUUCGCAGCUCUGAUGAGACAGAGUCUGCCCUACCAACCCCUGAGAAGCAAAUGGUUCAGGUGAUCAAUCCCUUCGCCCUGGAGUUGGGCUCUAGAGCGGCAUCUGUCACAGAUGGCACAUCAGUGAGGCUUUGCUGCCUUGAGCCCUGUGUCCUGAGCUGUUUCUGGGGCUGUGAGGUCAGCGCCCUGCAGGGAGCACUGCAGACUCACCAGCACAGCUCGAGGCUCAGGACCCCCCAGGAUUUCCAGGAGGCCCUGCACCUGCACUACCACCACUACCAGAGCUUCCAUGUCAGCAGUGAAGACAGCGAAGAACGCCACACACAGAUUCCUGCUGAACACGGGAUCACAGACUUUGGACGGAUGCCAAGGGAACGCUACCCUCUUGUGGCUGUGCUGACGCUGGCGGAGCCAGAAGCUAGAGACACAUACAACAUUGUGGCCAGUGUGACAGUUAUUCAUGUUCCUGAUGCCAAAUACAGCCUCUCUGCACGUCUUCUCUUUCAGUACCUUCUCACCUCACAGGGGAACAUGUACGAGUUAAAGCCUCUCUUUAUGUCAGCUGACAGCGGGGGGGUUUCUUGGCCUCCUGACUCGGAGCAGAGCUCCACACCCGGUGAAGCUGCCGAGGAGACCCGCAGAGAGGAGCAGAGUCCGGUGCUGGAGGAGGAUGAGAGCUGGUCGGAGGGGGUGGGCAGAGACUGCGUGGUUUGUCAGAACGCAGCAGUGAACAGGGUGCUGCUGCCCUGCAGACACGCCUGUGUGUGUGACAGCUGUGCGUCACACUUCCAGCACUGCCCCAUCUGCAGGGCCUUUGUCCUGGAGUCCUUCACCUUGAUGCAGGGACCAGCUGCAGAGCAUUGAAUUCACACUGACCCAGUGAAUGUCAUGUUAUAUAUAACAUGCAGCAGCUCAGUCAUCACUGCUGAAAAUGCCCUGCAGCUCCCUGACUCCAUCUGGAUGGUGGAGUGAUUUUACAUCCAGCUUCCAUGGAUAGAACCAUUCAUCUGGACUGUAGAGAUGUAGCAUCUGUAACAUCAGCUGCAGACAACACAAACUGCACAGUCAUAAAACCACCGAAUCAGAGCAGUGUGGAUGCUGAUGCUGUUUAACAGGGACCUGAGAUCUGUAACAGCUCUGCUGCAUGGCAGGUAGACAGUCAUAAAUGCACCAUUUCAUGUAGUGUGGCUAUAUCUAUGCAAACACAAAAAUAUUAAACUGUUCUUAAAACCGUUUAGGACACCUACAUGGUGUACAUUGUUUCAGCACAAACUCAGCUAUAAUAAUGACUCCUCAGUUUAACAAAGUAUAAAGUUGACAAAAUACAAAAAAGUUAUAUAGGCACCAAAGAAAACUUACAAACAAUGAGUGAUAAUCUCGGAAAAUAUUACUAUAGAGCAGAUAUAUAGAAUAUUACUAUAGAGAAAAAGAUAUUGUUUCCCAAUUUAUACACACAAAUACAACAGAAAAAUGUAAGAAUUAUAACUGUAAUUAAGUUUAUUUACAUGAAAAGUGAUUUUAUUUAAUUUCAUUUCUAUGCCUGUUUCAUUGAAAGUUGAUGUUAAAUAUUAAUAAUUUACAGUUUAAAGAAUUUCUCUCAUUUCAAUGUUUUAUGGCCCACUGAUAUAAAUGAGAUAUUGUGUGAAAGUUCUACAUCUACACUUUUCUCAGCUUGUCCCUUGAUUAUAUGGAGACGAGUUAUGUUACUAUUAAGUAAUCAGGCUCGGUGUAUCCAGACUACAUUAACCGGACUCAGUGCAAAUGAAGGUGACUGUAAACUGUAGAAAAAUUGCUCCUGUUGUAAUGAGUGAGGACACACCAGCAGCUGUGAGCCUGGGGACUGACUGGCAUCCAGCAGAAGGCACCACACUGGAGACCAUGGUGAUGGUGCAUGUGGGUCUUCAGACAGACUGUAGUUGUGUAUUUUGUGUCUUUAUUGUGUGCAUGCUGAUUGAGCAUAAGUGAAGAGUGUGAGUUGUUUGUGUGAAGAACAGCUGAACAUUGAUAAAAUUACAAUUAAUUAAAUAAAAUUGAUUGUAAUGAC
Molecule: messenger RNA, 2331 nt
Organism: Seriola aureovittata
Lineage: Eukaryota; Metazoa; Chordata; Actinopteri; Carangiformes; Carangidae
Gene: cgrrf1
Product: cell growth regulator with ring finger domain 1
Exons: 6
Coding region: 159-1151 (330 amino acids)
Biological process (GO): negative regulation of cell growth
Source: RefSeq, a predicted model, not a curated record